CCUCUGCUUCUACUGCCCUUCCCCUCCUUACGGCUCCCGUCCACCUUCACAACUUUUUCUUCACCUGUGUACCCUCCCGUAUCGUUGCUUUCUUAAGAAGUAUGGCCAGCAUGAUUGAGGCCCAGGCCCAGGCUGCCUUAGAGCAGCACCUGACAAACGUGGCCAGUGCGAUUGAGAGCACCCUCGAUGAGCAGAUCAAGAAACUUGAUGAUAUGGAUGAGGACGAUCUAGAUCGUCUCCGAGAAGUGCGCCUUCAGCAACUCAAGAAGCAGAACGAGCAGAAGGCUGAAUGGAGACGCAAGGGUCAUGGGAAGUAUGAGGAACUUUCGGAAGAAAAGGAGUUCUUUGCAGCCUCCAAGGCGAGCGAGAACGUUAUCUGCCACUUCUACAGGCCAUCGACUCACCGCUGUGCAAUUGUUGACAGGCAUCUUGCUCAGAUUGCCAACGAUCACGUCGAAGCUCGGUUUGUGAGACUCAAUGCAGAGAAAUGUCCAUUCCUUGUCGAAAAGCUCCGAAUCGUUGUCCUCCCCACUAUUGCUCUUAUUAAGAACACCAAGACUUUAGAUUACAUCGUGGGAUUUGAUGAUCUUGGGGGACAGGAUGACUUUCCCACUUCUGUGCUUGAAUGGCGAAUUGCUUGUCAGGGCAUUAUCAAGGUCGACUACGACGUUCAUGAAGGCCCACCUUCUGGUCUGAACCCCAAGGGAGGACGGAAGCUUGCUACCGCAAGGGCUGGCAUAUGGCAAAAGCAUGACGAGAGCUCUGGAGAAGAUGACGACUAACUCCAGGAUUUCUAUCUCUUUACUAAAAGAAGUACACCAUGAAAAGUAAAUACGGAUGCUUAC
This is a messenger RNA of Guillardia theta CCMP2712, 845 nucleotides long. RefSeq lists its product as hypothetical. Gene Ontology annotation, biological process: microtubule cytoskeleton organization. The coding region runs from base 102 to 782 and encodes 226 amino acids. The transcript has a single exon. NCBI's taxonomy places the organism in Eukaryota, Cryptophyceae, Pyrenomonadales, Geminigeraceae. The record is from RefSeq and is a predicted model, not a curated record. Gene Ontology annotation, cellular component: cytoplasm.